Molecule: messenger RNA, 723 nt
Organism: Eruca vesicaria subsp. sativa (arugula)
Lineage: Eukaryota; Viridiplantae; Streptophyta; Magnoliopsida; Brassicales; Brassicaceae
Source: the annotation of a GenBank genome assembly
AUGAAGUGGAAAGAAUGUUACUUAGAUGUGAUCUUAGUGCCGCUAGGACUAAUAGCAUAUGCAGCUUACCAUGUUUACUUGUGGUACAAGUUACGUACACAGCCUCUCACCACCGUCAUCGGUACUAACGCUAGAGCUCGCCGUUUUUGGGUCGCUUCCAUCAUCAAGGACAACGAAAAGAAGAACAUCUUGGCCGUUCAAACGCUAAGAAACUGCAUAAUGGGAUCGACUUUAAUGGCCACAACAUCAAUCCUCCUUUGCGCGGGUCUAGCUGCUGUUAUAAGCAGCACUUAUGCGGUAAAGAAGCCUCUAAGCGACGCCGUUUACGGAGCUCACGGGGAGUUCAUGGUGGCUCUUAAGUAUGUAACAAUCCUCAUCUUCUUCCUCUUCUCUUUCUUCUCUCACUCUCUCUCGAUCCGGUUCAUCAACCAAGUUAAUAUCCUCAUCAACACUCCCUUUCCUCCCGAAGAGUUGGAGGAGAUGAUGAUGAUGAUAACGCCGGAGGAGUACGUGGCGGAGUUGCUAGAGAGAGGGUUUGUUUUGAAUACGGUGGGAAAUAGACUGUUCUACGCGGCGUUGCCUUUGAUGCUUUGGAUAUUUGGACCGGUGCUUGUGUUCUUGUGCUCGGUCAUGAUGGUUCCUCUUCUUUAUAACCUCGAUUUUUUCUUCUUUGGAAAAGAAAGAAGAAAAAUCGAUAGAAAAGCUAGUUUUGGAUCUGCGUAA